Puccinia graminis f. sp. tritici CRL 75-36-700-3 is the source of this 405-nucleotide messenger RNA. RefSeq lists its product as uncharacterized. Lineage: Eukaryota; Fungi; Basidiomycota; Pucciniomycetes; Pucciniales; Pucciniaceae. The record is from RefSeq and is a predicted model, not a curated record. The coding region runs from base 1 to 405 and encodes 134 amino acids. The transcript has a single exon.
AUGCUGCCUCCGCCAAUCGACCCCACGACAGUCAUCCAUCUCGCGGCCCUGUGGAAUUGGAACAGACUGCAGCGAACGAUCGACCGUCGAGUCUACAUCCGAGCCGAACGGGUGGCAUUCAUCCGCCCCGAGCGCUGGGAGCCAUGGAACGACGACCGGCUACCUCCGGUGCGAUUCCUUGAAUAUUUCAGAAUGUCCCGGGCCGAUUUUGCAUGGCUUUGUGAAGAGCUGCGGGGGACUUUGGACCAGGAUCACCUCCGCCAGGGAGCUCCUUUAACCGUCGAGGCGCAAGUUGCGGUAGGCCUGUAUCGUUUGGUAUUGAAGUCCCAUAAGGCCUGUACAGGCGAUUGGAUAAGAAAUUCUUACAUAUUUCCGUCUUCAAACAACCUCCUGGAGGUUGUUUGA